CCUCUUACUGCAGUGGAUCUUUCCAGUACUCGUUAUCGAUUUUUUUUAAAGAAAAUUUCUGAACGAUUCUCAAUUUUGGAAAAAAAAAAUGACCGGUUCCAGGUGGCAUUAUUAUAGACUGUCUUUGAGCAAUGGUCAAUUGCUGUUUUAUCUCUACAGAUUGGUAUAUAUUUAAAUAAUGAUUUAAUGUAGACAACAAUUUUAUUUGAAAUACAUGGGUUGAAUUUGUUGCUAGGGAAAUGAAACAAAUAAAUAUUAGAGUCAGGAUUUCUACAGCUAAUUAAAGAGUCCUUGGAAGAGCUGUACUGAAGUAUAAGUGAUUAAAUAAUUUUUAUGGAAUAGUUUUUGAGGAACAAUAGAAAUAGCCUAUUCGUUUUCAGUUUUAUUCAGGUAAAAAAACAUCUCCUCUAAAAUGAUUCGUAAGUUUUAAUAAGUAUGUACAAUUUCUUAUGUGCUUUAUUUUUGUGAUUAGUUGUAAUAAUUUGCUAAUGCUCUGAGUGACGCUGUUGGUCAGCGUGUGCAGCUUUUAAAUGCUGAUUUUUAGAUCCUCCUCUGUGUUACGACUGUGUGCAGACAGGAUUUCUCUUCACUUUGGACUUUCUGUUGGUUAAAAAGAACAUCGCGGAAGCAUUGCCUUUCAGCACUUCAGGAAUAUAUUUCAUUUUUUUAAAUUUAUGUUCGAUUAUAAAUGUCUUAAUCCUGCCUGUUUUGGAAUAUUUAUAAAAUGGUUGGUUUUUACUCCCUCGAUGCCCGGAUAACUGGCUCUUCUGUCCGCGUUUCGACAUGGCUGACAAUGCUUCUGGUCGGAUUUGCUUUUGUCGUGGCCGUUGCGCACGGGCAGGUCCGUUAUUCUAUACCCGAGGAGAUGAACAAGGGAUCAGUGGUGGGAAAUAUCGUUCAGGAUCUCGGUUUGGAUGUAAAGAGACUGAAAUCUGGCCGAGCGCGGAUCUUUACGGAGGACAGUCGUGAGUACAUCGGUCUGAAUGUGGAUAAAGGCACUCUGAUAGUGAGAGAGAGGAUAGAUAGAGAGGAGCUGUGCGCUCAAGUGUCUCCAUGCUCUUUACAUUUUCAGAUUAUUCUAGAUAAUCCAAUGGAGCUCCAUCGAGUUGAUGUGGAAAUAUUGGAUAUCAAUGAUCAUUCACCUGCUUUUGACAGGAAAGAAAUCAGUAUUGAAAUCCCGGAAUCUGUUGCCCCUGGUGCACGAUUUUCGUUAGACAGUGCGCAUGAUCCCGAUGUUGGACUGAAUACACUGCAGAGAUACACCCUUAAUCCCACGGAUCAUUUCAGUUUAAAAGAAUUAACUCGUACUGACGGUACCAAAUAUGUUGAGAUGGUUUUAAAAACUCCGUUAGACAGAGAGCGUCAGGAAGAGCAUCAGUUAAUUUUGACAGCAUUUGAUGGUGGAUCUCCUCAGAAAUCUGGAACAGUUAAGAUAACUGUCACUGUUCUUGAUGCAAACGACAAUUCUCCUGUGUUCAGUCAGCCAAUAUACCGAGUGUCUUUGUCAGAAAAUAUUCCGAAAGAUAGUUUAGUAGUGACAGUCAGUGCUACUGACAAUGACAAAGGAUCUAAUAGUGAGGUUACCUAUUCAUUUUCACAAAGCACCGGAAAAGAGGCCAUGGAUUUGUUCAGCAUUGAUUCGGAUAAUGGAAAAAUAAAAGUAAAAGGUUCCUUAGAUUUUGAAAAAUCUAAACAGUACGAAUUGAAUGUCGAGGCGGUGGAUAAGGGCGCACAAGCUGAUAGCAGUAAAGUAAUGAUUGAAAUUACUGAUGUUAAUGACAAUUUCCCUGUUAUCAGUGUCAUUUCAUUUUCUAACUUGAUUCCGGAGGAUUCUGUCCCGGGCUCUGUUAUAUCCAUGCUAAAUAUCAAAGACCUAGACUCCGAGAAAAACGGAGAGAUUAGAUGUACAAUUAAUUCAGAUCUGCCAUUUCGCAUCAAAGCGACAUCCUCUAAUUUCUAUAGUUUAGUUACUGACCGUAUUUUAGAUCGUGAGAUGUUUUCUGAAUACAAUAUAACGAUCACAGCUACAGAUGAAGGAUCUCCAUCUUUAUCUACAAAUAAAACACUGAGGCUUAAAAUAUCUGAUGUGAACGACAACGCCCCUGUUUUCCAGCGUCGCUCAUACACCGCUUAUGUGAUGGAAAAUAAUUCACCUGGAGUGUCUAUAUUUGCGGUGACAGCAACUGACAGAGACUCUGGUAAUAAUGCGCGCAUUUCUUAUUUUUUAGAAGAUCUUUCUGUGAACGGAGUUUCUGCUUCGUCUUAUAUUUCAGUUAACGCAGACAGCGGAGAGAUUCUUGCUAUUCGAUCUUUUGAUUUCGAGCAAACAAAAGAGUUCAAUAUUCGCGUAAAAGCGCAGGACGGAGGCAACCCGCCUCUCAGUAGCAACGUGAGUGUGAAAAUUAUUAUUCAGGACCAGAAUGACAACGCGCCUCAGAUUCUGUAUCCAGUACAAACUGGUGGCUCUGUGGUGGCUGAAAUGGUGCCUCGUUCAGCAGAUGUGGGCUAUCUUGUCACGAAAGUGGUGGCUGUGGAUGUGGACUCUGGACAGAAUGCCUGGCUCUCAUAUAAACUGCAGAAAGCGGCAGACAGGGCGCUGUUUGAAGUGGGCUUACAGAAUGGAGAAAUAAGAACUGUGCGCCAAGUCACCGAUAAAGAUGCUGUGAAACAGAAGCUCACUGUUGUAGUGGAGGACAACGGACAGCCCUCUCGUUCAGCUACAGUCAAUGUUAACGUGGCGGUGGCGGACAGUUUCCCUGAAGUGCUCUCCGAGUUCACGGACUUUACGCACGACAAGGAAUACAACGAAAACCUGACAUUUUAUCUAGUCCUGGCCUUGGCUGUAGUUUCUUUUCUCUUCAUCGUGUCCGUCAUAGCUAUACUGUCAGUGAAAUGCUAUAGAUGGAGACGUGAACGGAUGUUUUAUAAAUCCGGUGCCAAUCUGCCAGUUAUUCCGUAUUAUCCACCUCUUUACGCAGACGUCGGGGGAACAGGAACUUUACAGCAUAUGUACAAUUAUGAAGCUUACAGAACCACUGACUCUAGAAAGAGUGAUCUGAAAUACGCCAGACCUCCUACUGAGAGCAUCAUUAGCCUAGACAGCGGUGGAACUCAGACUCUUACGCAUGCGCAAAAGAUGAAAACUAGUGACGACCAUGAUCAGCAGCAAAAACCCCCCAACGCUGACUGGCGUUUCAACCCGAACCAGAGACCUGGACCCAGUGGAGCCACUGCCACUCCAGAGGUCGCCAUGGGAACCGGACCCUGGCCAAACCCCCCAACUGAGGCUGAGCAGCUCCAGGCACUAAUGGCUGCCGCAAAUGAAGUGAGUGAGGCGACUAACACAUUGGGUCCUGGCACCAUGGGCCUGAGCACACGCUACAGCCCUCAGUUCACACUGCAGCAUGUUCCUGAUUACCGACAGAACGUCUACAUCCCAGGCAGCACUGCUACACUCAGUGCCAACCCCCAGCAGCCCCAGCAGCCUCCUCAGGCACUGCCUGCUCCACAGGUCACCAGCGCCCAGGUCGAGCUGCCCAAAGCCCAGACGCCUGCUAGCAAGAAGAAGAUUACCAAGAAGGAGAAGAAAUAAAGAGAGAAAGGGUGUGAUGGGUAGGAUGAGGUUUUGCUUUGGGUGUCAGUUUAGAUAAAGUAGAGCGAGAGAGGUGUGAGGGUCAGGGGUUAGAAAUGGAGAUCUACUCUUGUUCCUUCACACAUGGAUGAGCUUUUGUGCACUUGUUGUUUCAGAAGUAUGAAAUGAGAAUGAAUGAGAAAUCAGUGUGCAGCUCCAGGUUUUGUUCCAUGUUAUUGUCUUGGUUCUUCAUCCAUUUUAAUCCACUGACUCCUAUGUAAUAUAAGCACCUGUGGCUGGAUUAGUGUGUUAUGUACAAUAGUUUCACUUCGGGAUUAAGUUUUCUUUUGAAUUCUCAUCAAUCUGAAUGUUCCUGAGAUUGGGAGACUGAACUCAGAUGCUGGGUGAUAUUUUUUUAAAAGCUUUUAAAGGACAACUUUUUACAUAUAUCUAGUCAUUACAGUAUGUAACAGUAGAGGGAGAAGGGUAACCUGUGGCGGUUAUCAUAAUGACAAUGAUGUGCUUGGAUUUGUAUCAGAGACAUUUCAUUUCGAGCUGCAUUUGCUGGCCUUAUUGAGAAAGCUGUUACAGGUCUUGUAAAAUAGCUCUUCUUUAUUUUAUUUUGUUGCUGUGCUUGUGUUACCACUAUGAAAAUAUAAAACACAGUAUAAAGCGUUGGAUUUGGGGAGUCUUUGCUGGAAUAACAAAGGUAAUCAUUUCUGCAUGACGCUGAACAUCAUAGAAAACGUUAAGUUUAACUACGCAUUGCAUGCCUGAUUAAAAACAAAUCCCUAAAAGUGAGCGAUUUAAUUGUAUGCCUUCUUCAGAUUUUGACUUCUAUCAUGGAAUUUAUGCGUACAAUGUGCUUUUCGGUGCAUUCCUUUCACCUUCAGAUAAACUUCCAGAGAAAAUAUGACUCAAAUGAGAGAAACUGCUGCCCCAUAACCCAUAAACACCAUAAACCUCCAUUACGUGUUAUGCAGAUUUCUUAGCUUGAAUUUGGAGGUAUUUUGUUUCUGGCAGAGUAAUGCAUGAAAAAGAUUCUUAUAGUGAAGAAAUCAGGAAAUAUAAUAAUGACGUUGUUCUAAAUAAGUAAUCAGCAUUGACCAGUCACAGAUCUAUCAAUUGAGAAUGGGAAUAAUAUAUCUAUAAAUAGCUCUAAUCACCAAAAUUUCAUUAUAGUCUGUCUUUUUUCAUUUUUUCCCCCAGUUUUUUUUCUCCACUCAGUCUUCAUUUUGUGAUUAUUAACUGCACCUGUUGUAAAUAGAUAACAGUCAAUACAUAAAAAGUCAAUAAAACACAAU
Molecule: messenger RNA, 4875 nt
Organism: Ictalurus furcatus (blue catfish)
Lineage: Eukaryota; Metazoa; Chordata; Actinopteri; Siluriformes; Ictaluridae
Product: protocadherin gamma-A11-like
Exons: 4
Coding region: 725-3592 (955 amino acids)
Biological process (GO): homophilic cell-cell adhesion
Cellular component (GO): plasma membrane
Molecular function (GO): calcium ion binding
Source: RefSeq, a predicted model, not a curated record